AUGGAUAUGUGGUAUUGGAAAUGUUGGACUACAUUUAUGUUACUUAUCGGAACAUUUCACGUUGUGCAAAGUAGUAGUGCCAAGUUUACAAUUUCAGCUGUGGGUCAAAACUUAAUUGGGAACGAUGAAAACGGUGAUAUUCCUGCUUAUAGUUUACAGCUACCAAUAAAUCAACAAGUGACUUUGGUUGCUCAGGGUGUCGUCAUGCCACGAGGAAAGGAACCCCAAGCAAGCGAACCAGACGUAGGCACAUGGUUAUUCGACGAUAGUGUUUUUCAGUUAUUACCACAUGAUAGAAAUCAAUUCAAUGCAACUCAAAUCCCAAUUACAUUAAAACCUAUGCGAAGUGUUGCCAUAGACACUCGUGUUCGUUUUGUUGGUAAUAUUCUUGGAUAUGAUCGUAAAUAUGAUGUUCUAAUCAACAUGAACAAUUAA
Adineta ricciae is the source of this 435-nucleotide messenger RNA. The record is from the annotation of a GenBank genome assembly. NCBI's taxonomy places the organism in Eukaryota, Metazoa, Rotifera, Eurotatoria, Adinetida, Adinetidae.